AUGGGUUCCCAAGUCAAGGUCGGAAAAGAGUCGAAGCUGUUCGAGCCGCUUACGAUUGGUAACGGCAAGAUCACGCUCAAGCAUCGAGUCGUUCUCGCGCCCCUGACGAGAAAUCGUGGCACGCCGCUUCGGGAAGUGUCGACGGCUGAGAAUCCGAAUCGCAUCUGGCUGCCCAACGAUGUCAUGGCGGAAUACUAUGCGCAGCGGGCGACAGACGGUGGCCUACUCAUCAGCGAAGGCAUCCCGCCUUCGCUAGAGGGAAAUGGCAUGCCUGGCGUGCCAGGAAUAUUCCUAGAGGAGCAGGCCAAAGGCUGGAAGAAGGUGGUCGACGCCGUCCAUGCCAAAGGCGCCUUCAUCUACGCGCAGCUCUGGCACUCUGGCCGCGCCAACAUCCCGCAGCUGACGGGAACGCCCAUCGUGGCGCCCUCGAGCAUCCCCUGGGACGACCCCAACGAGUGCUUCAUGUAUCCCGCGCCUCACUCGACGACGCCCGUCAAGUACAGCGAGCAGCUGCCCCUGGAGCUGACCGUCGACCACAUCCGCAAGACGAUCCGCGACUACUGCGCCGCGGCCAAGACGGCCAUGGAGGUGGGCUUUGACGGCGUCGAGCUCCACGGCGGAAACGGAUACCUGCCGGAGCAGUUCCUGAGCUCCAACAUCAACAAGCGGACGGACGAGUACGGCGGCUCGCCGGAAAAGCGCUGCAAGUUUGUCCUGGACCUGAUGGCGGAGCUGGCGUCGACAGUGGGCGAAGACAACCUGGCAAUCCGGCUCAGCCCCUUUGGCCUCUUCAACCAAGCCCGCAGCGAGCAGCGUCUCGAGACCUGGGGCCAUCUGUGCCGCGAGCUGAAGAAGCGGCACCCGGGCCUCUCGUACGUGAGCUUCAUCGAGCCGCGGUACGAGCAGAUCUUCUCCGAGGCCGAGAAGCAGAAGUUCCUAGACUCGUGGGGCCUUCCCGACGUCGACCUGUCGCUGUUCCGCCAGAUCUUUGGCGACACGCCCUUCUUCUCGGCUGGCGGCUUCGACCACACGAACUCGUGGGGAGUCCUGGAGAGCGGUCGAUACGACGCGCUGCUGUACGGGCGGUACUUUAUCAGCAACCCGGACCUGGUGGAGAGGCUGCGCAACGGCUGGCCGCUGGCGGCGUAUGACCGGUCUCGCUUCUAUGGGCCGUUUGAGGACCCGACCAUCGGCUAUACGGAUUACCCGACGUACGAGGAGGCCAAGAAGUGA
This is a messenger RNA of Trichoderma reesei QM6a, 1233 nucleotides long. RefSeq lists its product as uncharacterized. The transcript is spliced from 2 exons. The coding region runs from base 1 to 1233 and encodes 410 amino acids. The record is from RefSeq and is a predicted model, not a curated record. NCBI's taxonomy places the organism in Eukaryota, Fungi, Ascomycota, Sordariomycetes, Hypocreales, Hypocreaceae. Gene Ontology annotation, molecular function: oxidoreductase activity; FMN binding.